Messenger RNA from Suillus subalutaceus, 2004 nucleotides. RefSeq names its product gamma-tubulin ring complex protein. Lineage: Eukaryota; Fungi; Basidiomycota; Agaricomycetes; Boletales; Suillaceae. Gene Ontology annotation, molecular function: microtubule minus-end binding; gamma-tubulin binding. Bases 1 to 2004 code for a protein of 667 amino acids. Gene Ontology annotation, biological process: mitotic cell cycle; spindle assembly; meiotic cell cycle. The record is from RefSeq and is a predicted model, not a curated record. Gene Ontology annotation, cellular component: gamma-tubulin complex; centrosome; equatorial microtubule organizing center. The transcript is spliced from 7 exons.
AUGAUUGCAGAGGUAUUGCUAGUUCUCGCAGGCCACUCUUCGUCUCUUGAAGCCCUUGGACACAUAGCUUCCAGAUACCGCAAUAUAAAGAAAGCGUGUGCGACCCUCUCCCGGUCCAAGUCGCGUUAUGUCUGCGCGCUCUGCGCGACGUUAAACCAGAUCCUGAAGGACGAGUACGAAAAACUUGUGGUAGAUACAGAAGCCAAGGUCUUAAAACGCGACCCUGAUCUCGUUGCAAACGGGUCUUUCGUGCCGCUUUCAGCUGUACGAGCGACUUUUGCAGAAUGGGACUCUCCGCUCACGGCGUUAGAGACCUUGAUGAAUCAGCUACAGGCUCAGAAGCACUGGAAGCCCGGUCCCCUGAUUGACAUGUUGCUCGCCCGUUCAAAGACUGGUGUCUAUCGAAUUGCCGAUAUCAUAUCACGCCUUUCUGUCGCCGUCCAACGUGUCUGGCGGAGCCAGCUGUCCGCUUUCGUGGUUCAUGGGUCCCUUGCUUCCUCUGAUCCUUUAGCAUCGGAAGAUUUUACGCUUUUAGAUGGCGCUAUGCCCUCUUGCGUUUCUCCCCAAACGAAAGAAUCCAUCGUUUAUGUGGGUCGGGCCAUUGCGACCAUAAAAGCCAAGAAGUGGCAGAAUCAACUACCGCGUGAGCAGGCGCUUGAAUAUGCCAAUCUAUUGGAGACCGUCUUACCCGAGGAUCAAUACAAAUUCGACCUUGUGAUCUCGCAGAUCAGGACAAAUGUCAGUGAAUGGCUAUGGCUCAACGUUCUGACGCGGAAGGACGUCGAAGAUGCCGUUAUAUCGCUGGCAAGCUACUUCCUUCUGCGCAAUGGCGAAUUCAGCUUGGCGCUCAUUCGUGAGAUUGAGCGCUUGAAGAUAUCACGGCUCACGACACGAUCAGGAGUCGCGUCACGUCUCUUGGCACAAGCCGCCCAACAUGAUCCAUCCCUUUUACAUCUCCAUUUCGAGCUCCCCUCUGGGCCCCUCAGACCCCUCCUACCCUCAUUGGCGAAUUCCAAAGCACUAUCUUCAUCUGUCGCUAGUAAUUCACCCGAAACCACAUCCUUUGAUGAUCUCCUUUUAGGCACAAAUCUCGUACUAUCUUUCUGCACGCUUCAGGAUCUUCAGAUAUACGCAGCUCUUUUCAACUACCUUUCUUCUUUACGCAAAACCCACACUCAAAUUCACACUUGCUGGACCUCGCUCUCUAACGCACAACGUGCGCGACGGCGAUGGACAGGUCUUGGCGAAGGUGGUACUGCCGAAGACCUCGAAGCGCGCAGAGAAUUGUUACGCUGCGGGUGGGGCGUCGUGAGGGAUAUGGGAUGGUUCCUUGACACGCUUCUCGGUUAUGUCAUGGUCGACGUCAUAGACGUCGAGUUCAGAAGACUGAAAGAUCUCUUGGGAAACCCAAGUCGCGGACGUGCAGAGAGCGUAGGCAAGCACCCCAGUUCACAGAACAUUGCCGGCCAAGCCAAUGCAGACCCCUCGACUUACCUUGAUUUCACCACGCUUCGAAAUAUCCAUACGACGUAUCUUGAACGGCUACUGACGGGGUGCUUGCUGAGCAAUCCCGCUCUUACUGCGAUUCUUCGGCCGAUUUUCGAGGUGUGUGAACGAUUUGUUGCGCAGGUCGAGAGAUGGGGUGGAGACGUCCUGCCUGCAUUGUUGUUUGAGGGGAGUUUAGCACCUGGUGGGGAUGAUAAGGUGGGUGCUAUGGUACAGGAACGGUUCCAAGUAGUGUCAGAAAUCAAUGAGAGCCUUCAUAAGCUGCUUAAUUUGUUCUACGAGCAGCUGUCGCUCUCAACUUCUCAGCAGCCCUUCACGGCCACUGGUGAUAUCCUCAAACGCACGUCCAUCCGAGGAAAGGGGUCCAAGGGUUUUGAGGGAGAGGGAGAAGUCCGCCGGCAUGUUGAGAGACUAUUGCUUCGGCUGGACUUCAACGGGGCAUUCUCGAAGCCCAGAGCUGGUGCCAGCGAAUGGGAAGGUGGAAUAGAUAUCCUUUAA